AUGUUACGCCAUCGACUCAUCCCAUGUCUUUUAAUGGGAGCCCAAGUGGUGACUGCGCAGUAUACUCCUCAAGAGGUCAUUGUCAACUCGGGACGUCCAACCUUUUUUGACCAAUCGACAUCGAUUCCUGGAAAGAUUGCCAUUGAGGAACAUGUCGGCAACACGCUUUUUAGCGGCACCUUUACAACCCCAUUUGUAAACUGGACCAACGAGGUGAACUUUGACAAGGAUAUUUACAUCGCAGAUGUUAUGAGCAGGAUUACAAAUAUCGACUCGCGUGUGGCGGCCAUGGAUGCUGCCAACAUUAGCAUGUCUAUACUGCUAUUUGGUGCUCCGGGGAUUCAAGGCAUUUUCAACAAGUCUUUUGCAAUCGAGGCGGCGACCUAUGUCAACAAUGAGCUUUCCAGUGUCUACAAGAAUGGCAACUACUCGGAAAGAUUUGGCUUCUGGUGUUCCAACGCUCUGCAGGAUCCUCCCACCGCGGCAGCUGAGCUGGAACGCUGUGUAAAAGAGCUAGGGGGAGUCGGCAGCUUCGUGGGCGGCUACACAAACAACGGCACGAUCGACGACAUUGUUUACUUGGAUGACCCUGUGAAUGACGUAUUUCUGUCAAAAGUGGUCGAGCUUGAUGUGCCCAUUUACCUCCACCCGCGGACACCGCCACCGAGCCAGCAGCGCGUUUACGAGGACUACAACUUCCUCGCGGGGUCGGCUUGGGGCUUCUCUACCGAGACAGCGGCGCACGUGCUCCGACUCAUGCUUUCCGGCAUCUUUGACAAGUAUCCCACGCUACGAAUCAUCCUGGGCCACUGCGGAGAGGGCUUGCCAUUCUACCUCCCACGCAUCAGUCAUCGCUUUCGGCACUUUACCCCAUACUGGGCGGCGCAAGAGUCGCCCCAGUACUAUUGGGAGAACAACUUUUUUGUCACGACCUCGGGUGUACGAGAUGAAGCUACGCUGCUCGAUACACUCAGAUGGACGGGCGAGGACAAUGUCAUGUUCAGUGUCGACUACCCUUUUGAGGAUGACACGGAAAUAGCAUCGUGGUUCGAUCGUCUGGCGAUGAAUAGUCACACCAAGAAGAAGAUGGCAUAUGAAAACGCCAAGAGGAUAUUAAAGCUGGGAAACUAG
Pestalotiopsis fici W106-1 is the source of this 1131-nucleotide messenger RNA. RefSeq lists its product as uncharacterized. Gene Ontology annotation, molecular function: hydrolase activity; carboxy-lyase activity. Lineage: Eukaryota; Fungi; Ascomycota; Sordariomycetes; Amphisphaeriales; Sporocadaceae. Bases 1 to 1131 code for a protein of 376 amino acids. Gene Ontology annotation, biological process: secondary metabolic process. The transcript has a single exon. The record is from RefSeq and is a predicted model, not a curated record. Gene Ontology annotation, cellular component: cytosol; cytoplasm.